Molecule: messenger RNA, 1683 nt
Organism: Penicillium cataractarum
Lineage: Eukaryota; Fungi; Ascomycota; Eurotiomycetes; Eurotiales; Aspergillaceae
Product: peroxisomal biogenesis factor 3
Exons: 4
Coding region: 1-1683 (560 amino acids)
Biological process (GO): protein import into peroxisome membrane
Cellular component (GO): peroxisomal membrane
Molecular function (GO): protein-macromolecule adaptor activity
Source: RefSeq, a predicted model, not a curated record
AUGAUCGGUGCCGCGAGGCGCUGGCUCCGGCGCAAUCGCAAAGGUCUUGCGAUCGGGGCUGGUGUGCUGGGAGCUGGCUACCUGGCUGGACAAUAUGUGCUGUCCAAGAUCUCCGAAGCGCGCGAGCGCAUGAGCAGUGACCGAAUUGCCCGUGAGAAUUUGCGGCGACGAUUCGAACAGAACCAGACCGAUUGUACUUAUACCGUCCUUGCGUUACUUCCCACUGCCACGGAUAAUAUCAUCGAAGCACUCCCCGUCGAGGAGCUGACGAAGGAGCUUCAGAAGAAGCGGGCGGAGAGGCUGGCCCGGUUGAAUGCCGGGGAUCCAGCGGGCUCGGACAUGACUUCAGUGUCACCCAGCAUGGCCGAAGAGGAUCGGAAGAGCCUAUCGAGCUUCCAGAGUGAAGGAUAUCUCCACACCAGCCAGCUGGGCGAGUCGGUGAACCCGGAAGUCCAGGCCCCGCCGAAACGGAACAAGACGCAGUUGUGGAACGAGGUUAAGAUCACUUCAAUUACACGGUCGUUCACCCUCAUCUAUACCCUCUCGCUGCUCAACAUCUUUACCCGUAUCCAACUUAAUCUCCUUGGCCGCCGCAACUACCUCUCUAGCGUCAUCUCGUUGGCUACUCCCCCUGCCGACUCGACUAUCAGCCUCGAAGAUCACGAUGACGAGCUGACUCAGACCCUUGGCGAUGACUUUGAGACAAACAGGCGGUAUCUGGCUUUCAGCUGGUGGCUAUUACACCGAGGCUGGAAGGAGUUGGUAGCACGCGUUCAACCUGCUGUUGAGGAGGUCUUUGGUCCUCUUAACCCCCGUGAAGAUAUCAGUCUAGCCAAGUUGUCGGAGUUGACCCUUCAGAUCCGGAGAAAGGUGGAGGGAAAUACCGAGGAAGAACGACGUGCCAAGAAGUGGCUGUCUUGCCUGCUCCCCCCGACAGACGAGGAGGAAUACGUUCUUCGUGAAUCGGGCGUCGAAGGAGUUGCCGAUCCGUCUUCCUCGCAGACUGCCGUGAAAUUGCGCCAUCUUCUUGAUGAGACAGCCGAUCUUAUUGACUCGCCUUCGUUCUCCUUCGUCCUCACACUUCUGAAUAACGAAGGAUUCUCCACUCUCGUCGAUACCAAGUGCGCCAACGAGGCUUUCCAGGCAUCCGACUCGGCUGCUACGACAGUUCCACAGUCAUUCGACUCCAUGGCCACUGUUGUUCCCGCCUCGACCGAGCGCAAGACCAAGCUUGCCAACCUCUUGGCUGUGUUGGCUCGCCAGGCUCAUGUGAUUGGAAACGGCACCCAUGCUCCUAAUGAGUAUAUGGUUGCCAUGGACCAGAAUGUUCGUGAACUGGAGGCCUUCUCCGCUGUGAUCUACAGCUCCAACUUUGAGCUUGAACUCCUGGGUGCUAGCAAGACUGCUGCGGCUGAGGGUGGAGACUCGGCUGAGUUUGAACCCAUUUCUUCGUCAUUUGCUAAUGUGAUGGUUGAGAACGAGCCGGAGGCUCAGCUUGGCGAGGACAUGGCUCAGAGCGCCCCAAUCCUCGUUGACAACGAUGUGCAGGAGCUCGAGUCUGUUACCCCCGCUGAGGAGCCGGUCCCGGAGGCCGCUACAGACUCUGCAUUUGAGCAGGCGUGGGGCAAGGCUGUUGAAGAUGGAAAGAGCGCUUCGGAGACUGAGGAACAGGCCGCUGCUUAA